This is a messenger RNA of Tinamus guttatus (white-throated tinamou), 1119 nucleotides long. Lineage: Eukaryota; Metazoa; Chordata; Aves; Tinamiformes; Tinamidae. The record is from RefSeq and is a predicted model, not a curated record.
AUGCUAGCGACAAAGGAUUUAUCUCCGUUUAAAUGGUUGCCAUCAGCGUCAUUAGCAAAGUUUUCGCUGAAGGCAGACUUUGAGAGUGUCACGUCUGCUGAGCGUGGUGGCCCGUGUCCCCUGCAGCGAGCCAGAGACGCUGUGCUCCGCACCGCCGGCAAGGAGGGCAAGGAUGAGCUAGCUGAGCCACAGGCAAGUGCUGCUCGUACCCUUGGAUCGGCGGGUGCCGGCGGCAGCAGCACUAGCAAAGUCGCAGUAAAGGAUGUAUGGGUCAUUUUGACCAGUCAUUCCCUCGCUUUGGCAUCCCACAAUUUUUACGCCUCCCUCAAAAAGAGAUCUGAGAUGAUGGAAAGAAUAAGAAAAGAGAUGAUCCUGAUGGAGAGAGGGCUACACAGCCCUACAGCUGGCAAAAGGCUCUCGAAUUUGUCAGACUCAGCUGGAAAUGCGGUGCUGGAGGCCCUUGAAAAUUCUCAACACAGUGGUCGCCUCAGCCCGAGACUGACUCCCGCCUCGCUGCAUAGCGCGAUAGGGGACAUCUCUGCCAAAGGCAAAUUUGAAAUAGACACUUUAUUCAACCUUCAACAUCCGAGCAGCGAAAGCACCGUCUCGUCCGAAAUCCCUUCGUCGGAGAGCAGGAAGAAAAUCAACCUUUACCCCGAAGUUGCUCCGGAGGCAGAUAUGAACAGUGAUGUGGAGGUGGGCUGCUCCGCGCUCCGCUCCCCGGCCAGCCUCCCUUCCUCCCAGCUGAAGGAAAACAAUAACAAAGUGCCACUUCUGCGGGUCGGGGGUGGUUGGGUGGUGUCGAGGGGAGAGUGUGAAAGUGCCGGUUUGGGACGGCGGGGAGCAACCAUCGGGCCGGGCGCGGGGCCGUGGGCGGCGCGGGGGGCGCGGAGCGGGGCUCAGGCGUCGCUCUACUUGUGUCCCGCGCAGGUUUGGUUCCAGAACCGGCGUAUGAAGGACAAGCGGCAGCGCCUCGCCAUGUCCUGGCCGCACCCGGCCGACCCCAGCUUCUACACGUACAUGAUGACCCACGCAGCGGCCACGGGCAGCCUGCCCUAUGUGAUGCACACACACAUCCCCGUACACUCUGAUGAAAAGAAGAAAAAAAAUCUCUAUUAA